This is a messenger RNA of Caenorhabditis sp. 36 PRJEB53466, 6966 nucleotides long. NCBI's taxonomy places the organism in Eukaryota, Metazoa, Nematoda, Chromadorea, Rhabditida, Rhabditidae. The record is from the annotation of a GenBank genome assembly.
AUGGAGGAUAUUCUCUCGGCGGCGCUCACAGAAGCCGGCCUCGAGGAGUUUGUGUGCACACCGUCGCCGGUGCCGAGCACGUCUGGCAGGUAAUUCUUGAGAUUUGGCCGAUUUCAGAUGAAGAAUACGGCUUUCUUUCGUGUACCCGAUAAAAAACCUUUUUAGUACCUUAAUUGACCCGACAUUGUUCAAAAAUCCGCAUCUUUAACACAAUGCCGUCAAUUUCAGCGUGCACGACGAGUCUGGCGGCGUCGGAGGUCCGGGUCCGUGCAGCAUUAGCAGCAGCAACAGUACGUCGAUGGCGGCGGCGGCUCCGCAGUACUUUGACGAGUGCUCGAACGAUUCUCACUGCUCGUCCGCCUACUACACGCCGAUGACGACGCCGUUCGUGUCGACGGAGGACGGCGGCGCGCCCACUUCGUUCUUCGGAAUGGACGAGAUCGACGGCGAGUGCCAGAUCAUGACGACGGCCGGCGGAAGCGGCACCUCGUCUCCGCACUUUCAACAGCAACAAUACUAUCCGAAAGUGCAGAUCAUUCCGAGGAAACAGCCUCCGCCGCCUCUACCGCCCGCGCAAACUGCUCAGCCCUCGCCAACGGUUACGGUUUUGCCGAAAAUAGAAGAAGUUGUGGAGCCGAAGGAGGAAAUAAAGGAGGAAGAGACGCCGUCUCCUGCUCCAGCAGAAUCGUUUGGCGACGAUUUGGUGGUGAAGGAGGAGGUCGAAAUAACCACUUCGGAGAGUCCGCAGCCAAUGUACGUGCACACGGCCAGAUCAUCCGAGUGAGUGAACGUUUCAUCAAGUUUUCAAGUUUUUUGGGGGCGAAAACUGAGUUUUUGAAUCUAAUUUCACAGAAGACGCGUCGUUUUUGAAUCAAAUCGAUGUGUUCUUACUGCUUAUUUGCUAAAGCUAAGCAAAAAUGAUUUUUCAACGCUUCCCCAUUUGGCUAAACGUUCUGUAUGAUUUGAAGCAAAACCUGUUUUUCAGCAGCCGCCUGGACUCCCCGUCCACUUCGACGACGGUUUCUCCCAGAAUUGUCACGCAAAGAUCGCACACCUCCUCGCCGGCCUCCUCCACAAACGUCUCGAUGCCCGGCACGCCGGCGCCCGGUGACAUUGUGCCGCCGCCAAAAAAGUCGUUGCCAGUCACGACUGGAACGAUUGUGAAACGGACGGUGCAGACGAAGGACGGCCUCCAGACGCAGUACCUGAAGGCGUUCGUCGGCGACAACGGCGAACGCAUCUACCGAAUGCUGAGCCCGCUGGCGGCGGCGCAGUUGUUACGCGGACAGCACGUUCCCGGACUCAACACGCGCCCGCCACCGCCCACUGUCACGCAACGUAUGGCGGCGCCCGGCACGAUUGUGAACAAGAACGGCGAGCGAGUGAUGGUCAUCCGGAACCAGAUGGGACCGAACGGACAGCAAAUGGUCGUCAGGAAGGUGGUGCAGACUGCGAACGGAGCGCCGACGCGGUUGAUGAGUGCGGGAAGAGGACAGCAAGUUUAUCGAGGUGAGCAGUACGGGAGGGGCUGGGGAAUUUCAACGUUUCAGUUGAUUUGAAGCCGAAGUUUUGUUAUUUUCCGCUUCAAACCAACUAAGAAGGUACCAAGAGCCCAAUUCAACCCAAAAAGUGAUUUUUGCAGCCGCCGACGGAAGCACUCUGAUUCGACGACCGGUGAACGGAGGACACGCGGUCGGACGAGGCGGAAUGGUGAUGCGACACGCGAUUCGGGGCGGAGCCGCCACUGGCGGCGGAUACAGCAACUACCGGGUGAACCUGGUCGGCCGUGGAACCGGCGGAUCCACGAUGGUCCAUCACGCACCGCUAAACGGCGCAACACGCACGGUCGCCCGGGGAACUCCGAUCGGAAGGAUAAUUCGGGGAGGCGGAGGACAAAUUCGAACUGUGAACGGACCGCUCCACGUCUCCGCCUCGACGCCUUCUUUUCAUUAUAUGGAGGAGAAUCAGAAUCCGAACGCGAAGACGCCGCAUGCACUGCUCCAGGCUCGGCACAUGCACCAGCAACAACAGCAAGGAUACGCGACGAACAACGCGUUGGGAGCACCGGCGCGCGUCUUGUUGAGCAGGUACUGUGACUUUUUCCAGACUUGUCAACGGACCGAUUUCGUGCCGGCCCGCUCAUAAGUCAGCCUUUUUCGACGACAGAAAUUCUCACGACGAGCAAAAGUCGAAUUUUUAGAUCGUCGACAAACGGUGGACUCUCGCGAAUGGCCGGUGGAUACGAACAACAGCCACAGCAGCUGCCAGGAGCCCCCGGUCGGCUCAUGAUUCCGAACGGAGCCGUCAGCAGAAACGGAGGAUCGGGACUGGUGUCGCCGCGAAUUCCAACGGUGCCACAGCCGCAGACAAAGUCGCAAAAGGCAAAGGACGAGAUGCGGAUGGCCUAUCAGAUGGGACGAGAGGAGGCGAUUCAGCAGAGGCGCAACGAUUUGGAGGAUGAUGUACGUUUUAUUCGCUGCAAAACAUGAAUUUUUGUGGAAUCACAAGUUUUCCGGCCUGGGUUUCAUCAAAAUUCGUAUUUUUCGAGUUCCUAGAUAGAAAUGACGAAAAACCAUUCGUUUGUUUGCAGGAAGAAAACCUUGGCUACGCGGAGACCUACGCCGAGUACACGCCCGCCAAACUGCGUUCCGGAAUGGCCCAUCCCGACAGCGUCGUCGAAUCCGCGUCUCUGAGCAGUGUGUCGCCGCCGGACGUCAAGUACCAAAUGCAGAUUCCCGAGUACCUCAUCGACAUGGGCCACAUCUCGGCACUCCAACUCGAGGCGGUCAUUUACGCGUGCCAGAUGCAUGAACGACGAAUGCCUUCCGGCGAGCGAUACGGAUAUCUGAUCGGAGACGGCGCCGGAGUCGGAAAAGGACGAACGGUGGCGUGCAUCAUCUUUGAGAACUACAUGCAGGGCCGAAAACGCGCCAUUUGGCUGUCGGUCUCGUCGGAUUUGAAGUACGAUGCCGAGAGGGAUCUGCGUGAUUGCGGCGCUCCGAACAUCCCCGUCUACGCACUGAACAAGAUGAAAUAUGCGAAAAUUUCGGGAAAAGAGAAUGGGAGCAUCAAGAAGGGCGUCAUUUUCGCCACGUACACUUCGCUGAUUGGAGAGUGUCGCGGCGCCAAGUCUCGCAAGUAUCGGAGUCGCAUCAGUCAGCUGAUACAGUGGUUCGGACAGGACUACGACGGAGUCAUCAUUCUCGACGAGUGCCAUCGCGCCAAGAACCUGGUCCCGACUGCCGGAGCGAAGCCGACAAAGACGGGACGAAUGGUGCUCGAGUUGCAGAAGGCGUUGCCCAAUGCGCGCGUCGUCUACGCUUCGGCCACUGGCGCCACCGAACCACGAAACAUGGCCUACAUGACGCGGCUGGGACUGUGGGGCGAGCGACAGGCCUUCCCCGAAUUUCACGAUUUCAUAACUGCGGUCGAGCGUCGAGGCGUCGGCGCGAUGGAAAUUGUGGCGAUGGACAUGAAGCAGCGCGGACUCUACCUGGCCCGACAGCUCUCGUUCCGCGGCGUCUCGUUUUCGGUGCAAGAGGUCCAGUUGUCGAGCGAUUUUGUGAAGAUGUACGACGACUCGGUGAAGCUGUGGAUGGAGGCACGUCGCCAAUUUCAAACGGUCAUCGAGACGAUGGACGAGGAGGAACGCGCGACGUGCAAAACGAUAUGGGGCCAGUUCUGGGCGUGCCAUCAGCGCUUCUUCAAGUAUCUGUGCAUCGCGGCGAAAGUCGACACGUGUGUGCAACUCUCGCGCGAGGCGAUCAAAGCGAAAAAGUGCGUCGUCAUCGGACUCCAAUCAACGGGCGAGUCGGCCACGCUGGAGACGUUGGAGGAGAUGGGCGGCGAGUUGAACGAGUUCGUUUCGACGGCGAAGACGGUCCUGUACGGACUCAUCGACAAACAUUUUCCCACCGACACCUCGUCUUCGAUGGGCGAUCGCGACAUUUUCAAAGAUUUUGACGAUUUCGAACGUCCGGCAAAGCGCAGAAAGACCCGCGAGACGUUGAGCUUCCUCGGCGACGUUGGCUUCGACACGUGGCAAGGAGUGACGACGGGAAUGGGCGGACGAGUCGGAGACGGAGUCUCGACGACCCGAAUGGGCAUCGCGAACGAGGAGGCGAACUCGACGACGAGCGAAAGUUCGGGAGAUGAGGAUGAGAUUUCCGAAGAGGAGGACGAAGUGGGGGUCGGAGAUCGACGGUCCGAAGGCGCUAAAUCGUGGGACAGUGCGAGAGAGGAGGCGGAAGGCGCGAGAACCCUGGAGGACGGAGAGCAAGAUGAGUGGGUGAAGGCGUUGCUCGCUGAGGCCGAAUCGUCGAGCGAUGAUAGCGAUGAAGAGAUGAAGGCGGAGGAGGAGGAGGCGGAAGAAGAGGAGAAGAAAGAGAAGGAGUCGUCGCAGGAGGAGGAGUUCAAUCCGUUCAUGUGCGACUUUACAAGCGACGAUCCCUGGGCGCACAAUCAGCAGAUUGUCGAGGACAAGCCGGUGAAGAAAGAGCGCGGUGAGCGAAAGAGCAAGAAGCGGAAGCGCGACGAGGAGGAGGCGGAGCGGAUGCGCGAGAAGGUUCGGAAGCGCGAGGAGCGACGGGAGAAGAAGCGGCGACGUGCGAUUCGGAAGGCGGAGAGGGAGAAGAAACGGCGUAACGAGGAGCUGCAGUCGCGCGGAUCCGCUACCGACUUUAUCACGUCUUCGCGGAUUUGUGGUGGAGCCGGCGGCGAGAAGGAGGACGUGAAUCCGAUGCUCAUCAAAACGGAACUGUUGGCGGCGGUCGAGAGGCUGGCGCCGAAUCUGCCGGCGAACACGCUCGAUCAACUUAUCGACGAGAUGGGCGGACCGGAGUACGUGGCCGAGAUGACCGGAAGACGCGGACACAUGGUCACGACGGAGACGGGCGACGUCAUGUACCAGCGGAGAAAUGCGAACGCCGAAGUCUCGUUGGAGCUGAUCAAUAUGGAGGAGAAGGAGAAGUUUAUGAGGGGCGAGAAGCUCAUCGCGAUCAUCUCCGAAGCCGCCUCGUCGGGAAUCUCUUUGCAAUCGGAUCGGCGAGCGAUCAACAAGCGCCGCCGCGUGCACAUUACUCUCGAAUUGCCGUGGUCGGCCGACAAGGCGAUCCAGCAGUUUGGACGUACCCAUCGAUCGAAUCAGGUCUCUGGACCCGAGUACGUUUUCCUGAUCUCGGAACUCGCGGGAGAAAAGCGAUUCGCGUCGGUCGUCGCGAAACGUCUCGAAUCCCUGGGCGCUCUGACGCACGGAGAUCGCCGAGCGACGGAGACGAGAGAUUUGUCGCAGUUCAAUAUGGACAACAAGUACGGACGAGUCGCUCUGGACACGCUCCUCAAGACGGUUAUCGGCACGACGAGCCCGCCGCUCAUCGAACCGCCCAAGGACUACAAGGCUGGCAACUUUUUCGAGGGUAAGGAGUUUCCUAUAAUUUUCCAUUCACUGGCCUACGGUAGGCUCCAACUUUUGAUACCUAAAUUUACGAAUGAAACACUUACUUUUCGCAUUUUUAAUCGAAAAUUUAGACUAAAUUGAUUAGUUGAAAAAUGAUGAAAGCAUAAAAUUUACGCAACAAAAUGCACACGUAUAGCGGGGCUAAUAUUCAUCUGCGUAAGCACGUGCUCUUUUUUUUCUCGGCCACGGCCGCCACCUGAAAUGCGGCCAUAUUUGAGCAUGGAACUUGCAAUUUCGCAACUUUUUCUCUGCAGACAUGCGCCUCUACAUGGAAGGUGUCGGACUGCUCGCGAAAAACAAAAACGGACAAUAUACGAUCGAGAAGGAGGCGGCGACGAUUCCAAAAUUCCUCAAUCGGAUCCUCGGACUGCCGGUGCACGCUCAAAAUGCCCUCUUCCUGUAUUUCUCCGAAAUUGUCGCCGAACUGAUAGCACAGUCGAAGCACGACGGAACCUACGAUUCGGGUAUUAUGGAUCUGGGCACCGGAGACGAUCAAGUGCGAAAACUGGAGACUCGCAUCUUCCUCGGACGCGUCGACAAUGGCAGUUUUCGGGUGGAGAUGCACAAGAUCGGAGUGGAAAGAGGCGUUUCGUGGGAAGAAGCGUUGGAGUUGUACAAGGAGCACAAUAGUGAUGAUGUGAGCUUUUUUCCCUGAACUUUUACGUUAUUUUUCUAAAGUUGUUUGAACAAUUGCUGAAACUUUACAUUUACAGGACGGUUUCUACCUGUGCCAUCCGGGCGGCGCGAACACGGCGAACACGCGUAAAGUGGCGGCGCUCGUCUACGGGAUCGGCAAGAUCCGAAUGGACAACGGCGCGCGGCUCUACGCAAUCACGCGCCCCUCGACGGGAAGGUCGCCGAAACUGAUGACGAUGGCCGAUUUGAGCAAACGGUUCACGAAGGUGACGGUCGAGGAGGCGAAGGAGAUUUGGACGACUCAGUACGACUGCGCGGCGACCAUGUGCCAGCACAAUUACGUUUAUCACAAGUGCAGGACAGAGUCGAGCGGAACGUACUGUGAGGUCGGACGACGAACACGCACCUACUUUGUGCUCUCCGGAUCGGUCAGUUUUUUGGUGAACUUUGUUUAGAGCGGAGUGCUCAUUUCGAGUGUAAAAUGCUUUAAAAACGCAGAUUUUCAGCCUAAAUUUGCAUUCUCAUACAAAUUGACUGAAUUUCAGUUGCUUGUUGCUUAUUUCGAAUUGCCCCAAAAACACUAAAACUGCUCGUUUUGCAGGUGCUCUCAGUAUGGCCGAUCGUCGAAGAAGUGCUUGCCGGCACGGACCGAAAGUCGUCGCGAAUGCAGGUGAUCCGAGUGAGAACCGAGCAAGAUCAGAAGAUUGUCGGUGAGUUAGUAUCAGUAAAAUUGUUUUUAAUAAACUAUCGCUUUCUCUGAAAACGAUAAUAUCUCGAAAAUUGCAGGUCUCCUUGUGCUACCGUCGCACGUGCGCAACCUCGUCACUCAGCUCGAAGCGCACUGUGGCCGAAGUAUAGUGAAGACGGAUCCCUAG